CGCUACGAAGUAGACAUGCUGUGAAGCGGGAGCGAUAUAUUUACAACACGCGAUUGGUUUAAGUGCAUUGUGAAAAUAAUAUGUUUUAGUGCCGUUCUACCUACACUUUAAAUCGGAUUGUAAUUCCUGUGUUAUACACGUUGUACAUAGUGAAAGUGUUAAAUUAACCUAAACAAAAUGAGUGCCAAAAAAGUGAUUGGUUCAACGAAGGUUCCCGUGCAGGAGAGCGCAGAUUCUGGUUAUUUGUCUGGUAUAAUUAGCGAGGGAUUAGAUUCAGGGGUCUUAUCAGGUCCUAUUUCUGAAGAACUUAGAUAUCCCGAAGAUGUGUCGAGUCCUCAGUCGUCGAGACUGUUGAGUUCAGACAAAACGGAAAUGGAUUCUGGUGUUUUGACGGAGGGGCCUUGUGAAGAGUUAGAGGAUAAAGUUGUGGAACUUCAGGCGGAAAUGAAAAAAUGCGACAUUGAUAGUCCACCUGAAGUCAACGUUAGCCCUGCCUCAAUACCAGAACACUUGCAGAUACCCCUUGCUAAUAUUUUCCAGCAGGAUGCGGAUGGUGACAAUGUAUUGCACAUCACAGCUGUUCACGGCUGCAAAGUGCGAACAGCACUCCUCAUCAGGCUGUGCCCUCACCCAUCAUGGCUUGACAUCACAAAUGACUAUGGCCACACAGCGCUACACUUAGCUAUCAUGAGUGGACAUGCCAUCAUCGCCAGAAUGCUUGUCAAAGCGGGUGCUUCCUUCGCCAUCAGAGACCACAUGGGGGAGACUCCACUGCACACAGCAGUGAAAACUGGCAAGCGAGACUGCUUACUAGCACUCUUAGACCCUGUGCCCGACCGCAGAAAUCAGAAGGCUGUAUUAAACCAAACAAAUUAUCAUGGCCAAGCUUGCGUGCACAUCGCAGCCAAAAAGGGAGAUAUAGAAAUGCUGCACACCCUCGUCCUGUACGGUGCCGACAUCAACGCCAAGGACGGCAGCUCAGGCUGGACGCCCCUGCACUACGCGGCGCGCGCCGGUAACCACGCGGUGUCGCAAUACCUGCUCGAACGCUGUCCCAAAGUGUGGAAGUACGUCUCCGACUACGCCGGACGCACGCCCAUGCGUCUGUCGCGUCGCACCGGCGUACAUGACUACUUCAUUAAGGCGUACAAGCAUGAUGAUGACGAGGACUACACGAGUGAUGAGGACGACGGUGACGACUUCUUGGAGAUGCAUAAGUCGCAGCCGGUGGCGGUGUGACGACAUUAAGUAAACAACAUUGAACGCGACCGACCACUUACGUUAUUGUUACGUUAGACUGAAGGGGUAGCCCGUUCACGACAACGCCCAAGCGUGCAAUCUAAACGUUAAUUGUAUUUCCACUUGAAGGCCAAUCUUAUUCCAUCCUGAAGACUUUUUUCUUAUCAAUCUAUGCCGAAUAUUGAGGCUCAAGAUUUAAUGCUCAACUGCAAAUUGUACCUAACUAGGAUUAAAGUAAACCGAGUCUUUAGUGCUGCGUACAGUUAAUCCUUUCGGCUUAAAAUGGUUUCAAGUGGAAAGAUAAUUGCGACUGUAUGUGUAUUUAUUUAAAUUUAUGUUUGCCAAGUGCAAACUGUGAUAUUAGAGUUCCGUAGAACCCUUAUAGGAGCCCGUCCGUCUGUCUAGUCUACUCGUAUAUAGUUAGUUACUCUGAUAAUGGAUGGUGUGAGACCGCGUUUUUUAGAAAAGCGUUAUUUAAUCAACCCACCAAAAUCGUUGGCUACGCGUUAACGAUUCUUUCUGUUUGUCUUAGUUCGAAUUUAUAUUUUAAAUCCUAGUAUAAUUUUAUGGAUAUAACUAGCCUGACGAUUGGCUAACACAGGUCUUCCGUAAUAUUUUGUUAAGACACUAUUAUGUAGUUUAGACUUGUUGUUACUAAUGAGCCUACUUUUUUAUCAUGAUGAUUUGUCUCAUCGGGUGUGAUGUUCGUUGCUGAAGCUAAUCGUAGAACGGAACUGUCUACCAACUAUCAUACUGUCAGUUGUGAUAGACAUUUGUCCGAGCGGAAUUCGUUUUAACUGCCAUUCGACAACUUAAGAUAAUAAUAAUUUUAUAGAGAUGUUAAAAAUGUGAGAAUCUAACCCCAAUUACUUGUUUUUAUCAGUUGUAACUGUUGUAUGACAUCAGGUCAGCGCUGGUACCGGCAUUUGAAAUAGUCAAUUGUUUCUAUGUUAAUAGUAUGUUUAUGUGAGUGUAAAUUAUUGUAAAUAGUAUAAUAAACGUGACAACUGUUUCUGAAA
Messenger RNA from Cydia strobilella, 2258 nucleotides. RefSeq names its product NF-kappa-B inhibitor cactus (gene cact). The transcript is spliced from 5 exons. Bases 178 to 1239 code for a protein of 353 amino acids. Gene Ontology annotation, molecular function: NF-kappaB binding. Gene Ontology annotation, biological process: cellular response to tumor necrosis factor. The record is from RefSeq and is a predicted model, not a curated record. Gene Ontology annotation, cellular component: cytosol. NCBI's taxonomy places the organism in Eukaryota, Metazoa, Arthropoda, Insecta, Lepidoptera, Tortricidae.